Heterostelium album PN500 is the source of this 267-nucleotide messenger RNA. RefSeq lists its product as uncharacterized. Lineage: Eukaryota; Evosea; Eumycetozoa; Acytosteliales; Acytosteliaceae. The record is from RefSeq and is a predicted model, not a curated record. The transcript has 2 exons. The coding region runs from base 1 to 267 and encodes 88 amino acids.
AUGAAUAAUCCACAAAAUUCUGGUGAAGAGGGAUUCAUGCAUAAUGCAAUCAACAAGUCGAAGGAAGCAAUCCACACGGGUUGGGAAAAGACAAAGGAGGUCAGUAAUAAAGCUGGAGAGAAAAUAAAAGAGGGUUAUAAUGUAACCAAAGAAAAAGCCUCUGAAAUGAUGCAUAAGAACAAAACUCCAGAGAAAUCAGAGUUCGAUCAUCUCCAGGAACAACCAAAUCUCUCAAACCAACCAAGAGCUGACGAACUUAAACCAUAA